AUGGCCACCAAGGUGUUCAUCGUUUUCUACUCCACCUAUGGCCACAUCUACAAGAUGGCCCAGUCGGUGAAGGAGGGCGUGGACUCCGUGGAGGGCUGCGAGGGCAUCCUGUAUCAGGUUGCAGAAACGCUUCCUGAUGAAGUUCUUGAGAAGAUGCACGCUGCUCCAAAGCCUGAUGUCCCUGUGCUGGACCCAAAAGAUCUGCCUGAUGCUGAUGGCAUCCUUUUUGGGUUUCCAACAAGGUUUGGGAUGAUGUGUGCUCAGAUGAAGGCCAUGUUCGACGCAACUGGUGGCCUUUGGAUGGCAGGCAAAUUGGUUGGGAAACCAGCUGGGUGCUUCACCAGCACAGCAAGCCAAGGCAGCGGGCAGGAGACAACGAUCAUGACAGCUGUCACGCAGCUCACCCACCACGGCAUGAUCUAUGUGCCCGUCGGCUACACCUUCGGGGCGGGGCUGUAUGACACGGAAACUGUCAGAGGAGGCGCACCAUGGGGAGCAGGAUGCAUUGCUGGGGCAGAUGGCUCCAGGUGCCCAAGCAAACUCGAGCUCGACCAUGCAAAGCACCAGGGCCAGUACUUUGCUGAGAAGGCCAAGCUGCUGAAGAAGUAG
This is a messenger RNA of Ostreobium quekettii, 609 nucleotides long. Lineage: Eukaryota; Viridiplantae; Chlorophyta; Ulvophyceae; Bryopsidales; Ostreobiaceae. The record is from the annotation of a GenBank genome assembly.